Messenger RNA from Hevea brasiliensis (rubber tree), 2282 nucleotides. RefSeq names its product protein TOO MANY MOUTHS-like. Gene Ontology annotation, molecular function: protein binding. Bases 36 to 1523 code for a protein of 495 amino acids. The transcript has a single exon. The record is from RefSeq and is a predicted model, not a curated record. Lineage: Eukaryota; Viridiplantae; Streptophyta; Magnoliopsida; Malpighiales; Euphorbiaceae.
CCCACACUUCUCCUCUCCUCCACAUCUCUACCAAAAUGGCAACAUUUUUCUCUACACAAACGUCACUACUUCUACCUCUUCUUAUGUCUCUUUUGCUGCCACUCUCUAUGCCUUUUACGGUCAUUGUUUCCGAUCCUGGCAACCAAUCCGCCUUAAUAGAUGGGCUUCGAAAUGGGUUUUCUAUGAACAUUAGCGGAGCACGAACGGAGACCCACGAGCAAGAAGCUGUCUAUGACAUUAUGAAGGCUACCGGCAACAAUUGGGCGACUGACAUUCCUGACGUUUGCCGCGGCCGGUGGCAUGGCAUAGAGUGUAUGCUGGAUAAAGACGAUGUGUAUCAUGUUGUUUCAUUAUCUUUUGGUGCAUUGUCUGAUGACACUGCCUUUCCUACUUGUGACCCAACAAGUUCUUAUAUUUCACAAUCCAUUACUAAGCUUCCUCACAUUAGGACCUUGUUUUUUUACCGUUGCCUUAGUCAUAACCCACAACCCAUCCCUUCAUUUUUAGGGCAGUUGGGCCCAACUUUGCAAACGUUAGUGCUUAGAGAAAAUGGACAUGUGGGUCCAAUCCCUAAUGAAUUGGGCAAUCUUACCCGUUUGAGGGUUCUUGAUCUUCACAAAAAUAACAUCAACGGUUCAAUCCCAGUUUCCUUGGGCCUGUUGACCAGCCUAAGGUCGUUAGAUUUGAGCGGGAACAGAUUAACCGGUUCAAUACCCAGUUUAAGUUUUCCGGUUUUGAAUGUUUUGGACUUGAACCGAAAUCUUUUGACCGGUUCAAUCCCAUCUAGCCUGGGUUAUUGUCGUUCUCUAAUCAAAAUGGAUUUCAGCCAUAAUCGUCUGAGCGGUUCGAUUCCUGAUUCUUUCAGUGGCUUAAAAGAGCUAAUCCUUAUGGAUUUAAGCCAAAAUCGCCUAUCAAAGCCACUUCCGAUUUCAAUCAGAAGCUUAAGCUCUCUCCAAGCGUUAAUUCUGGAAGGAAAUCCAAUGUCAACUACACUUGCUGGUGAUGAAUUUGAUGGUAUGAAAGGUUUAAUUAUCUUAAUCCUCUCAAAUACAAAUCUGCAUGGUCCAAUCCCGGAUUCAUUAGGCAGAUUAACAAACUUAAGGGUCAUUCAUCUCGAUCGGAAUUGCUUCAAUGGUUCAAUUCCUACAAACUUCAAGAACCUGAAAAAUCUGAGUGAACUAAAGCUAAACGACAAUCAAUUGUCCGGGCCAGUUCCAUUCGGAAGAGAAAUGGUAUGGAGGAUGAGGAGAAAGCUGAGGCUUCAGAAUAACACAGGACUAUGUUAUGAUUGUAAUAGUGUUUUUGAAGAUGGGUUGGAUUCAUCAUUUGAUUCAGGCAUCGGUCGCUGCGAUAUGGGCAGACCCGUUUCAGCAAGGACAGUGCAGCACCUCUCUAGCACUGAUAGGAGUAUGCCAUUGGCAAGCAGAGUUAAUAAAUCCUCUGGUGCAGUUCUGAAAGAUUCAAUUUUGGUUAGGUUGCUUCAACAAACGAUAGUUGUUGUUUUUAUUUUGUUUUUAUUGUAAGGUGAGGAAAGUAGCAGCUGCCAUGUAUAAUACAGAGUUAAGUUUGUUUUCAAUUGUAUUAUAAGUUCCUUCGAUUCCCAUUACUACAAGAAAAAAAAACGAAUCAUCAAUAUUUUAAGGUCUUCUGAUUGAAGCCAAGCCCACUAGUCCCACUGCCAUAGCACUACCAGGCCCAGCGUAUCUUCUAUUAUUGGAGUCGUUUGCCUCUGAGCCACUCUCGAAUUCAUUCUUCUGUUGGGUUGUAAUUAAUGGAGGCAGACAUCGAUGUGUCGAAUCGUAGCACAGUUGGGUUGUGAUAUCGUUCUCGCCUUUCAUCUGAGAUGUGCCGAUAAAUCUUCUCUGUUUCUCCAUUUUCUGUUUUGCCGAUGCGAAUGCAAUGUCAUGUGCCUUCGACCAUGUUCUCCAUCUCGCUCAUCCUCACGCCAAGACACGACGUGGACCGAGCUACUCACCCCACUAGACGUCGACGCAGCAUCUUUGACCAGGCCAUAGUCGGCUUCUUCUCCCCUAUCAACUCACCUAUUCUUGUUUUUGUUUGGGUUUGUGAUUUACCUAUUCUCUAUCGAGAUUACUGCCCUAGAGUUGGGGCCAAAGAUUGCUGUUGUUCAGAUUUGUUGUCUAAAUGUCUUACUAUUUUUUUUUUGUUCAUAUUUGUUGUGUUGAUGAUGGGUCGUUGUUGUUUACCUGAGAUUGCUCAUAGAUUUGGAGUCUGGAAAUUUGUUCCUGUUUGAUGGUUGCAAUGAGAAGAAAAUUGAUGAA